UUAUUAAUCUUUUAAUAUUAUAAAAUUUAUGCCCAUGAAACCAUGCCUGUAACAAUCCUGAAACGCACUGUCACUAUAAUUUUAACAGGUGCAAUCCACGUAUGAAAGAGAGGGAAGAUAAGCUUUUAUCUGUUUUCAGCCCAAAGAUAAGUACAUUUAAGAUUCCUUUUUUGGACUAGUAAGUGCAUGUUUUCUUUAGAAAUUCACAAAGAACUCUGACUGCCCCACUUUGUGGCCCUUCCCAAUAUUAGUACAAAAUGACGCCAUAAAUCAUACCAUUCUUCCUACAAACACCUUCGCAACAACUCCCAAAAAACCACUUAGAUUUUUCUCUUUCUUUUCCCUGGUAACUUUUGCUUCAAACUUUGAUCUGAAAGCAAACAAAAAUGGAAGCAAGGGAGCCAUUUAAUGUCACGGGAAAGACAACUUCAGGAGUCGCUACUCCACACUCACCAUGGCAUUCACCAGUUCCGUACUUGUUCGGUGGCUUGGCUGCCAUGCUUGGUCUCAUAGCGUUUGCGCUUCUCAUUCUCGCUUGCUCUUAUUGGAAACUAUCAGGCUACCUUGAGAACGGUGAGGAAGGGCAAGUGGAGAGAGACUUGGAAGCAGGAGAAGGUAAAGGAGACGAGACCCAGAAAGGAGGCGGCGCACCUGUUAUGGAACAAAAGAUUCUAGUGAUAAUGGCCGGAGAAGCAAAGCCAACGUUUUUGGCCACCCCCAUUUCUUCUACCAAGUCUUCUUCUUUUGCUGACAAGAGUGAAAAGGGCUGUUGCUGUGAAAAGGGUGAGAAAUCGGAGGAGGAAGGAGAGAAGGAGGAGAGUACAGGUGACGAUCAGGUGCAAAGUAGGAGCUCAGGGACCCAGCAAUUCUCAAAUCAGCGGGAGACACGGGAGCAUUGAUUUUUCUUUCUCCCCUUUAUUUUGUAAGAAUUCUUUUUUUUUUUUUUAUACUAGGAGAUGUUGGGUUUCUCUAGGUGGGUUCCUCUUCUGAAAGAAAGCUUAAAAUUCUGCCUUUUGAGUCUUUUUUUCAGGUGGGGGGAUUGUCGGUCUGUGUAUCAGCCUGCAUGUUUGAUUGAUGUGAACUUACUUAUGUAGCAGCAAACUUUUUUGCCUUGUUUUACUACCUUUUUUGGUCUUUUCUCUAUUUUAUAAUUCAGGAAAUGCAAAUUUUUACAGAGAUUGAAUGGAAGGAAGGAAGAAUUUACUGUUCUUCGUUAUCAGGAUCUGUUCAGAGUUUUUUCGUUAAGUUUUCUCACAUUAAAUUUUAAUAAAUCGAAUCUAGAAAAACUUCUGGUAGCAUAUAUAUAUAGAUUUUUGCCAUGUUUCCUUUUGCAAAAUCCAGAAACUUGCUGUUUGACAGACAAAAUUUUAACAAACUGGGGCUCUCCUCAGAGAAAGUCACGUGUGAGGCUAUGCUGCUAGGUUUCGUUCUGUGCACGUUCUCUGAUGCGGCGUGCUGAAGCUGCACAGCCUUGUCUUGACCAUUCUCUCUCUCAAAAAUUUCGAUUUAGUUCUCUUCAAGUCUGUACUUUGCUCUGCUACUAAAACAGUUCCAACAUUGCAACUGCAAUUCAUCAAUAUCUUCAAAUUACAAAAUCAUCCUUGCUGAAUUUAUGUGCAUUAAUAAUCCAUGCCUAGUUUGCUGGGUUUUGAGUCAUGUAAAGCUGGCUUUUCCUUCUUUUUUUUUUUUUAAUUUUAUCCAAAGAAUCGGAUAAAGUUGAAUUCAUUUGGUUGUUUAAUUAUAUUUUGCUUUCACAUUUAAAAUUUAAAUCUCAAACAAUGCUUUUUGUGUUAAAAA
Messenger RNA from Durio zibethinus, 1797 nucleotides. Lineage: Eukaryota; Viridiplantae; Streptophyta; Magnoliopsida; Malvales; Malvaceae. The record is from RefSeq and is a predicted model, not a curated record.